Molecule: messenger RNA, 2075 nt
Organism: Esox lucius (northern pike)
Lineage: Eukaryota; Metazoa; Chordata; Actinopteri; Esociformes; Esocidae
Gene: cct8
Product: chaperonin containing TCP1, subunit 8 (theta)
Exons: 15
Coding region: 92-1765 (557 amino acids)
Biological process (GO): protein folding
Cellular component (GO): chaperonin-containing T-complex
Molecular function (GO): ATP binding; ATP-dependent protein folding chaperone; ATP hydrolysis activity
Source: RefSeq, a predicted model, not a curated record
CCUCCCAGUCAUUCUUCUUGCUUUGUGCAAUUGCCGAAGCCACGCUGCAGCUACCUUCUCUUGGACACCGGUGCUGCUAAACAACAGAAUAAUGGCUAUGCACGUACCUAAAGCACCGGGCUUCGCCCAGAUGUUGAAAGAUGGCGCAAAGCACUAUUCUGGUCUGGAAGAGGCUGUGUUCAGAAACAUUCAGGCUUGUAAGGAACUGGCCCAGACCACACGAACUGCCUAUGGUCCCAACGGAAUGAACAAGAUGGUGAUCAACCACCUGGAGAAGCUGUUUGUGACCAAUGAUGCUGCUACCAUCCUCAGAGAACUGGAGGUGCAGCACCCGGCUGCCAAGAUGAUCGUGAUGGCGUCGCACAUGCAGGAGCAGGAGGUGGGGGAUGGGACGAACUUCGUCCUGGUCUUCGCUGGGGCUCUGCUGGAGCUGGCUGAGGAGCUGCUACGCAUGGGUCUGUCUGUGUCUGAGGUGAUUGAGGGCUAUGAGCUGGCCAUGAAGAAGAGUCUGGAGCUCCUCCCAGACUGUGUGUGCGCGUCAGCGAAGAACCUCCAUGACGUAGAGGAGGCCACCGCCAUGAUCCGUCCUGCUGUCAUGUCCAAACAGUAUGGCAAUGAGGACUUCCUCGCCAACCUCAUUGCUCAGGCCUGCGUCUCCAUCUUCCCAGAGUCUGGUAACUUCAGCGUGGAUAAUGUCAGAGUGUGCAAGAUCCUGGGUUGUGGGCUGACUGCCUCCUCAGUGCUUCAUGGCAUGGUGUUCAAGAAGGAGACUGAGGGAGACGUAACGUCCGUCAAAGACGCCAAGAUCGCCAUCUUCUCCUGCCCCUUUGACUGCAUGGUCACUGAAACAAAGGGCACCGUGUUGAUAAAGAAUGCAGAUGAGCUCCUCAACUUCAGUAAAGGAGAGGAGGACAUGAUGGAGGCACAGGUUAAGGCCAUCUCGGAGGCGGGCGUUAACGUGGUGGUGACAGGAGGCAAGGUGGCCGACAUGGCUCUACACUACGCCAACAAAUACCAGCUGAUGGUUGUCAGGCUAAACUCUAAAUGGGACCUUCGGAGGCUCUGCAAGACUGUAGGAGGUGUAGCCCUGCCCAGACUGACCCCUCCCACCCCAGAGGAGAUGGGUCACUGUAACAGUGUGUACCUGACAGAGGUAGGAGACACACAGGUGGUGGUCUUCAAACACGAGAAAGAGGAUGGUGCCAUCGCCACCCUGGUGAUCAGAGGCUCCACUGACAACCUGAUGGAUGACAUCGAGAGGGCCAUCGAUGAUGGGGUCAACACCUUCAAGGUUCUGGUCAGAGACAAGCGGCUGGUGCCUGGGGCCGGGGCCACUGAGAUCGAGCUAGCCAGACAGAUCACGUCAUACGGAGAGUCGUGUCCUGGUCUGGAGCAGUAUGCCAUUAAGAAGUUUGCAGAGGCUUUUGAGACGGUACCCAGAGCCUUGGCAGAGAACUCCGGCAUCAAGGGCAACGAGCUCAUCUCCAAACUCUACGCGGUUCAUCACGAGGGCAACAAGAACAUGGGCUUUGACAUUGAGGGUGAAGGGGCUUCCUUGAAGGACAUGCUUGAGGCUGGAAUCCUUGAGCCGUACCUGGUCAAAUACUGGGGCAUCAAACUAGCCACCAACGCAGCGAUCACUGUACUCCGAGUGGACCAGAUCAUCAUGGCUAAACCAGCAGGAGGGCCUCGGGCUCCAAAACAGCAAGGUCACUGGGACAAGGAUGAAGGAGAUGAGCCUGAACACUUUGAUACACACCAUUAACCUCAGACAGAUCAUCAUGGCCAAACCUGCAGGUGGACCAAAACCUCCCACUGGCAAGAAGGACUGGGAUGAUGAGGACUGAUUGUCCGCUGACCCCAAACACCUAUCCUCGUUUGACCCCUAUGACCCCCAUCCCACUUUUUCUACUGUUUAUUUAAAGGCCUAGGAGUAGGAGUGUUUUGUUGACCCAGCGUGAUUUGGUCGGUGGGUAAUGCUAUACUAAACGAUGUAUAGGAAUAUAUGGACAACGAUGGCACUGUUUAGCUUCUUAUGUUCUUGUCCCAAAUAAAAGCCACUUGAGCUGUCAUGA